AUGUCGUCGGGUCCAAACAGAUCCCGCCUCUCAAAGUGGUAUCCCAUCAGCUUUGCCAUUGCCGCUGUCGUCUUUUUCAUUAUCGGCGGUGCACUGAUAGGUACCUACUUUAACUCUUCCUGGUCAUCCUGCGACAGCUCCUACUACUAUUACGAUAGCUAUUACAGCGGUAGCAGCUGCCUCGAUGGAAACAAUGGCGAGUUCUACGGUGGUUACGCCUGCAUCGUGAUUGGCGGUAUCUUGAAGCUCACUGCUUGGAUUCUCUUUAUCAUCUGGUGCGUCAAGCGUCAGCGUGGAAACUCAACAAACAUCACAUACGUCAACAACGCCCCCAUGGAGCCUAUCAAGCAACAGGAGCACUAUGCAGCCCCUCAACCAAUGUACCCCGCCCAGGGUGCUCCUUACGUGUCUCCAUCUCCUGCUUCCUCUGGUACCAUCUACGCUGAGGCAGGUGCGCACUCAUCUGUAGGAACGCCUCCACCGAAGGAGGGCCUAGCGACGGGCACCGGAUACAAAUUCUGCUCUCAGUGUGGAACGGCUUCGAGUGGGCGAUUCUGUCCUCAGUGUGGAAUUGCCGUCCGAGUCUGUGGAUGA
Penicillium malachiteum is the source of this 594-nucleotide messenger RNA. RefSeq lists its product as uncharacterized. The transcript has a single exon. The record is from RefSeq and is a predicted model, not a curated record. NCBI's taxonomy places the organism in Eukaryota, Fungi, Ascomycota, Eurotiomycetes, Eurotiales, Aspergillaceae. Bases 1 to 594 code for a protein of 197 amino acids.